Messenger RNA from Candidula unifasciata, 2673 nucleotides. NCBI's taxonomy places the organism in Eukaryota, Metazoa, Mollusca, Gastropoda, Stylommatophora, Geomitridae. The record is from the annotation of a GenBank genome assembly.
GUGUUCUACAAGACGGUGAGGGACAUCCACGCGGGACCCGGGGACGAGAUGCUCUUGUAUGCCAGGGAGGCUGUCUACCCGGAAAUGGAGUUGGAAUCGUUUGCCAGGCAUAAUUUUACAGGUGAGCCAAGUUAUUCUUGUCCCAGCUGUGGCGAGGUGUUCAGGUCCAAGGUGGCGGUGCGACGUCACCAGACCUACAGCUGCAGCAACGCCGUCUCCCCCUACAGCAGCCUCAAGGAGCAGAUGGGCCUGACCCACAACAACCUGGUGGCCAGUAGCGGCAUGCUGAGCUCUGCCACCGCCACCAGCGAGGGCAGAGUGCCAGGAGGCAGCAGCAACGACGGAAGUAGUUACGUCAGCAACGGUGCAGACAGUGAUGGCAACAAAAGCGACAAUUCAGAUUCCUACCAGGAACCGGCGGAGACGGGCAGUGGUGGGGAAUAUAAAUGCGACGAAUGCCCUAAGUCUUUUCAGUGGAAAGCCAACCUCCAGAGACACCAGCUCACUCACGAUGCUGAUCGGAAGUUCCCUUGCGAAAACUGCGACAAGGUUUUUACUGACCCAAGUAACCUGCAACGUCAUAUCCGUUCCCAGCAUGUCGGCGCCCGCAGUCACGCCUGCACCGAGUGUGGCAAGACGUUCGCCACCUCCAGCGGACUCAAGCAGCAUCAACACAUCCACAGCAGCAUCAAGCCGUUCCAGUGCGAGGUGUGUCUGAAGGCUUACACUCAGUUCUCCAACCUGUGCAGACACAAGCGGAUGCAUGCAGACUGCAGGCAACAGAUCAAAUGUAAGGAUUGUGGACAGGCUUUCUCUACUGUCACCUCACUCAGCAAGCACAAGCGUUUCUGCGAAGGCGUCAUGCGUAACGGCAUGAGAUCUAUCUACCCUUCAGAGAAGCUCUCUCCCAUGUCGAUGUCUUCAAACGGCCAAGCGCCACAUCUCAAUCCUUCAUUAUAUCCAAGCAUUUACGCCGCUGCUGCCGCCGCAGCCGCUGCCCGUCCUCAAUUUCCCUUUUCUCCAUACCCUCAUUUUGGCACUUUCGCGGGUCUGUUGCCUCAAGGACUUCCUACAAUGCUGGGAGCUUCAACAGUUUCUCCCUCGUCUGCUCUGAAACUUGCGGCCAGCAUGCAACAUCUCUCUCCAGACCGGAAGCUCCACUUGUCACCUGAUGCCGGAAGCGUAGCCUCCAAGGCGUCAUGCUUCUCUUCUCCCUUCAGAAUGGAUUCCAGGCUGAAGCUUGAAACUGAAUCUUCCGCGAUGUCUGAUGCGGAUCUUUCAGACGAUAGUAGCGAAUGCGAGCUGGAUAUAAGCAAAUUGUCCGAGGAUGAACUCGAGUGUUCAACGCCGCUGAGAAGAAAGCUUGACGGGGCUCGUGCAAACCAGACAUCGGAGAGUGAAGAAACUCCCGUUCAAGUGUCUAGAAUGGAAGAAUCUCCCUCACCGAAAUAUGAGAAACCCGUUAGGGGAAACAGUAUCGCACCUCCAGGUUUUACCCAGUUCAGGCCCCAGUCACCCAUAGUUUCAUCUGUUGCGGGUUCUAAUACCUCGCAAUUGUCGCCAUCCUUUUCACAUAAGCACGAUGACCCUUACGAUCUCUCCCGCCAGGCCACCAAACCGGAGGUGAUUCAGAAUGGUAAAACGUCUACAAGGGAGACGGAAAAAGAAGUUGGAAAGUCCAGCCCCAAAGACGACGUCCCUCUUGACCUCAGCAAGAAGCUAGUCAAGCCAGUCCCCAUCCACCCAACUGAAACCCCAAGAAAAACCCAUAUAUAUGGUGACAUCGCAUCGUCACCUACGCUGCCUGCAUCCUCGCACACAUCCUCAUCACCAGCUACAUCGUCUGUAUCUCAUCUUGCAACCGCGACAUCCAUGUCUAUACAGUCAGUCGCCAUCCCAGAUCCCAAAUCCAGCGUCAUUAGUCCUUUCAGCUACCCGUUCAGUCCGAUCAUGAUGGAAUCCCUUUUACGGAUCAAGGAAGACAUGAAACUGCAACAGGAAGCUGCAGCCAAGUUUUCAUCCUCUUUCACUCGCUUCCCCAUGCCUGGUCCGACUGCUUUCCCCGGUCUCCACCCCCAUCAGUUCAGCAUGAUGCCUCGACAUGACUUCGACAAAGUCCUGUCCCCAAUGAUGAAACUGGAUAAAUCUGGCGAAUUCCCCAACCAUCACAACCAACAUCACCCAUCUCACAGCCAUCACCAACACCACUUUGGCCCUGGAGCUCCUGGCAAGUCAAAAGAAAGAUAUUCCUGCAAGUUUUGUGGGAAAGUAUUUCCGCGCUCCGCGAACUUGACCCGACAUCUGCGGACUCACACGGGGGAACAACCGUAUAAGUGCAAAUACUGCGAACGGUCCUUCAGUAUCUCCUCCAACUUACAACGGCACGUGAGAAACAUUCACAACAAGGAGAAGCCGUUCAAAUGUCAACUCUGUGAUCGCUGCUUCGGACAGCAGACCAACCUGGACAGGCAUCUUAAAAAACAUGAACAAGAAGGACCUAAUGUUGUAGACUCCCCGACCGCAGAGCUCGAAGACAAGGACGAUGCGUAUUUUUCCGAAAUCAGCAACUUUAUUGGUAGCAAUGGCAAAGAUCCUGUUAAUAACAGUGUUGGGGAUGUUGAGGAUGAGGAGGAGGGGUCUGAGGAGUCUGCUGUGGUUAAAGAUGACGCUUAA